ACAUUGCAUACUGAUGUUGGAGAUAUGAAAGUUGAACUUUUUUGUGAGCAAUGCCCUAAAGCAUGUGAGGGGGAAAAGCUCUAUGAACUAGCCCUUCUCUUCUAAGCCCUGGAUUCAGUCAGAUCAGAGCUGGAUCAUCCAUGAAAUUUGUUUAUUUAAGCACAUGUUUAGGGCAUCAAGGAAAAGCAGCACGACAAAAAUUUCUCCUUGCUUGUUUUACCAUGGGAUGAAUGAUGCAACUAAACCAAGAUAAGAAGAAUAAAAAGGGAAAAACUAAUGUGAAUAUUAAAGGCUUCAUUGUUCAGACAGGUGAUCCAACAGGCACAGGGAAAGGCGGUGUCAGUAUAUGGGGAAAGAAAUUUGAGGAUGAACUCAAAGAUGAACUUAAGCAUAAUACUCGUGGGGUUGUAUCUAUGGCAAGCAAUGGACCAAAUACAAAUGGCUCUCAAUUUUUUAUCACAUAUGCAAAACAGCCUCAUUUAGAUAUGAAGUAUACACUUUUUGGAAAGGUUAUAGAUGGUUUGGAGACUUUAGAUGAACUGGAGAAACUGCCUGUGAAUCCAAAAACGUAUAGACCUUUGACAGACACAAGACUUAAUUCUGUUACUAUCCAUGCAAAUCCUUUUGCAAAGUAAUCUGUAAUUUUCUUCUGAUAUCUUUUGCUUCAGAAAGGAGAACAUAAGUUGAAUUAUCCUUUUUUAUUGUUAAAUUUUUACUCGUACAUGUGUCUAUUUCUUGAGCAAUGAAUAAAUAUUUGAGUUGGAUUGUCUGCUCAUGUUGUAAAAUUAAACUUGGAGAAUCAGAACUGAUAUGCAUUUUUUUACUGCUUAUAAGAAAAACAGGAAUUUGUGUAUAUCAUGUAUAAAAUUUUGAAGUGGGAACAAGGUUUAACCCGCCAGUACGCACGCCAGGUAUCUCAUAACCGAGGGCAUAUUCUUUGUCCUUAUCUCCAAACCGCUUUCUUGGAAAUGGGCGAAACCUUUUGUAGCUGAAUUCAAGGUGACAUUUUUGAAGCUGGGAAAUCCAUGGAGUGAUUCUUCGAAUACUUUUUUAGAAAUUGUACCGUUUGGGUAUGUGACACCCAUGUGCCAUCUCGCAUCUCUCAGAUUUUCAUGCUUACUUUCUUAGUUAGUCAGUAUGGCGCUGCAUCUAAGUUAUGAUAAAGAAAUGGAAAGGUUGAAAAAUAUGCUAGAAACCAUUCAACAGAUGAUGAAUCAUUUAGCGAAGUGGAGGAAGAAUUAAUAGAUGAAGAAUGCAGCAGCAAUCGUAAUUCAUCAACAGACAGUGUUGCAGACACUGAAUUAGAUAGGGAAUUAGAAAAUCUAUCAAAUGAUAAAAGUGUUGUCCUACUAUCAAUUAUGCACAACGAUAAUAAAAUUGAUGAAACCACUGGAGUACUAAAAAAGCUGGAGAUUAUUUCAUUCUCCAUAAAUAUGUAUCCUUGUCUUUUCGCUAAUAAAAUUGUCAUAAACCCUUGA
Molecule: messenger RNA, 1478 nt
Organism: Stegodyphus dumicola
Lineage: Eukaryota; Metazoa; Arthropoda; Arachnida; Araneae; Eresidae
Biological process (GO): protein peptidyl-prolyl isomerization; protein folding
Cellular component (GO): catalytic step 2 spliceosome
Molecular function (GO): peptidyl-prolyl cis-trans isomerase activity
Source: RefSeq, a predicted model, not a curated record